CUUGUUCCUGGUCAACUACCCAGCAUAGAGUCCUUUUCUGACCUAGGUGAUAUUUUCCUUGGUAUGCCAUAUGUUUACUCACAAUGUUGCAAGGAAGGCAGUGACAUACAGAAAGUUUUGCCAGUUCUUGUGACACAUGGGCUUUGUCAUCUUCUUGGAUAUGACCAUUUAACACAUCAACAAUGGAAACAAAUGUUCCAGAAAGAGAGUGAGAUCUUGAUGAAAUUUAAUGAGAUAAUGGAUAGUCGUUUACAACCACUAACAACUGCAUUUGACUCACAAGAGUGUUGAUGAGAAUACCUUCUAAUGUAUUCAAUUUGAAGGACGAGUUAACAAAAAUGUUUCUAAACUGAUGUACGUGCAUUCCAUGACCGUAAUUAAAACAUGUAAAACAUGUUAACAAUAGCAAGACAACCAUUCGUAUGCAGCCAUUUUAAAUUUGUUAUAGAAACAAAAAUUGCGGGUAUGCGGGUAGAGGUAGUUGCCACAGCGGGAAUGGUUUGGUAUGCCGUCUGUAUACACCCAUUAGUUGCGACUGUCUGGCUCUUAAUUCAACGUCGUACCAGGUCAUAGUCCGUCUCUUUUAGAUGCCCUCACCAGCUAAAUCGAAGGCCUAUACAUUAAAGAACCCUGAAUUAAUCAGCAUAUAUUUUUGUGAGCACAAUGGGGUGUGCAAGCCUGUUUAGUUAGAAUAACACCUAGGGUACCCAAUGAAGCCUGAGUCGAGUCUUGGGACUCAUCCUGUGAGGCCGGUUGGCGCAUGCCUAAGUGAUUUGGUCUCUAAACAUCGAUGUUGGCAGUUUGAAAGCUACGCUGUCCAUUGGCUUGUGUCCUUAAGCAAGACUUUUCUCCAUCCAGGAGUAUAAGUGGGUACCUGGUAGGCAUUGUGUCAAUUAUGCUGUAACUUAGUUGCCACCAUAUAAUGUAAUUAUAAUAUUAUUAUUAUGUAGCUGGUGUAAUAAUAUUAAUAUUGUUUGAAGGUUUGCAUGGCGAAGGAAUAACAUAUGUUGAUGCUUGCAUUUGAGAAAGUCUUGACGUUUCGGUUGAGUUGCUUCAAUCGUCUUCAGGAGAAUAAUAUUAAUAAUACUAAUAUUACUCUUCUGUCAUCAAUACUUCUCAUCUUCUUGUAUUGUUAAUACAAUAGUUGCUCUUCUUAUCACUUUGUUACUAAUUGAUGUAUAACACAAUUAGCACACAUUAUUUGUGUGUAAUUCUGUUUUAGUGCAGUUGACUUCGGCAGUCACUUUCUACAGUUCUAUUACACUACAAAAGUAAUGGAUUUUUUAUGUUAGGUUUGUAUGUUAAAUCCCAGGUUUUAAUUAAACCUUUCUUCAAUACUUAAGUGAUCGUCAAUAAAGAUAAUAGUCUUUCUUUCAGUUGCACCUGAUACAAUUGCGUCGUCUUGUAGGUUGUCUGCAUACACCAUUAGUUGAGCGUAUCUUCAAUGCUCAUAUGUUCAAUGUACUGUAAUAAUACCAGAGCAAAGUUUUAGAUGCACAUUUAACUAAUUGCAUCUCCUCCUGUAUGUCUUGUGGCCAACAGAAAUUUUCCAAAGUAAUUUUUUUAGAGUGCAUCAUUCUGUUUUACCGCAGUUGAAUGAGUAGUCACUUUCUCCAGUUACAUUAUACUGUACUUACAGUGCAAAAAAGGAAGUUCUAAUGUUAGGUUUGUACGUUAAAUUCCAAGUUUUAACUUCCUAUUACAUGCCGAUGCUCUUUCACGACUUCUUGUACGCCUUUUUGCAUGCACCAUUAAUUGAGCCUUUCUUCGAUGCUUAUAUGAUCAAUAUCCAUCUAGAUAAUACUGUAGUCUUCUUAAUUGCUCUUUUCCCCAGAUACACCUUAAUGGCAUCUUCUUGUAUACACCAUAUAUUUGAGCAUUUCUUCAAAGCUUAUAUGAUCCACAUUGUACCACAUCAUAGCCUUUCUAUUUUAGACGCACUUUAAACAAUUGUGUCUCCUUCUGGUAUGUCUUGUGGUCGCUAACAAAACAUUUUCCAAGAGUACUUGGCAAAAUGGUUACAUGAGCAAGUUAAAUUGUGCUUCCAUUUAGCAACCGUAUUAGGGUUAGCUUCAAAAUCACUUAAAAUAAGUGUGUGAUGUGUCCUAAAAAAAAUUGUUUGUUUGCGACAUAGAAUUUGAAUGAGUUGUCUUGUCCUUCUUUUGGCAAACUAUAAAUCUUCCUCAU
Anneissia japonica is the source of this 2187-nucleotide messenger RNA. RefSeq names its product endoribonuclease YbeY-like. The record is from RefSeq and is a predicted model, not a curated record. Gene Ontology annotation, molecular function: metalloendopeptidase activity. The transcript is spliced from 3 exons. Gene Ontology annotation, biological process: rRNA processing. Lineage: Eukaryota; Metazoa; Echinodermata; Crinoidea; Comatulida; Comatulidae. The annotation marks the transcript as partial.